Messenger RNA from Suillus bovinus, 975 nucleotides. RefSeq lists its product as uncharacterized. The coding region runs from base 1 to 975 and encodes 324 amino acids. NCBI's taxonomy places the organism in Eukaryota, Fungi, Basidiomycota, Agaricomycetes, Boletales, Suillaceae. The transcript is spliced from 5 exons. The record is from RefSeq and is a predicted model, not a curated record.
AUGGCUUGGACACAGAUAAGUACAGGGGUUCAGCCUUGGUUGAAUGACCGAGAGACCACUGCUCUGCUGUCCCAUGUUGAGGAUUGGGAGAAGAUAUUUAGAGCAGCUGCUAGGGAGGCUAAGAUAUUGGCUCCAAAGAUGGACAAAGAGCUGUUGAAGCAAUGCAAAGAAAUAGUGGUUCCACAAUCACAAGAACCACACCAAGUCAUCAAGGAGGAGCGAAAGGCCGACAUCCUUCAGCAAAUACAUGAAGAAAUCAAAGAAGAGAUGGGGCAGAAGCCUUUGCAUAAGGAAGUAUUGAGGAGGUAUCAGCCUACUAUGACAGCAAUCAUGCAAAGGCUAGACAAAAAGGAGUUGCAGGAAGCCCAGGCAAAGGCCGACAGAUGGACCAACCAAGCAUCCGAUGCCACAGUCCAGGCCAAGAUGGCGAGAAAGAAGGGCGAGAAAAUGGUUAAGAACUUUACCAAAGAGAUGUUUACUCAGGCUGGUAUGAGAGUCUUUGUUUUGGGCUCCUGGAAGGAUGAGAAGGAGGGCCUGCUUACAUCUGGAAUGCAUUCUCCUGUCGCCAAGGAUGAAUCUGAUGGUGAUGCCGAUGAUGAGAGUCCCAUGGCCAGGCCUACAAGAAAGCUAUCUACAACUGCGACUUCGUCACCAACUGAAAUUCCAAAAGGGCAACCAAGGAUCACCAAGCAACCCUACAUCAGUUUGACUGAGGAUGAAUCUAACAACACCCAAACAGAGGCAUCUCCACCUGCAGUCAAAGAACGCCACCACGGCUGUACAAAUGCCCGAGACAGCAAUCAGUCCAGACAACUAGGACAAAUCACUGCUACUCACCUUGAUAUCCAGCAGCCGAUCCUGCUGGUUGGUCAUCCCAACACAUGUCAUACUGACCAGCAGCUGAGGGUGUUGAGACGUGGCCUGAAUCGGCUAUUUUUGACCAAGGUUCCUUAUUCCAGCAAAGAUCAUAAGUAG